AUAAAUUCUAGUGACAGCGGCUGUGGCAUUGCGCUCAAUGGUUUGAGCACCUUGAUCUCGUCUGCGUAGUGCUGAAGGAUGAGUGAUGCCAGCUAUGCCAGUUAUCCGUUAAAAAGCCUAAAAUUAAGUAGCAAACCUGAUUAAACCAUAUGUUUACUAACUAUAGAUAAGUAGCCUACAUAUGCAUCUAAGCGUAGGCUAUAUAAGUACUUUAUUUGUCGUAAUGGGCAACCACGAAGUUGUGAAAUCGCUGGAUAUAAUGGCAGACAGUAACCAGAGUGGUGUAACCAACAGAUCAAUCAGUGAUCGCGAGCGCUUUAAAAGCCUGGAAGACAUCGAUGUGUCCGCCGACGGGAGUCCGGUGUUGAGAUGCAUGAUCUCCAUCACCUACUCUGUGGUUUGCGUCGUAGGUCUGAUCGGGAACCUGUUGGUGUUCUUUUUUAUUCGCGUGAGACAAGAGAGACGCAUAUCCAAAAUAAACUUUUUCAUCCUCAAUUUGGCAGUAACGGAUUUCCAGUUUGUGUUGACUUUGCCUUUCUGGGCCGUGGACACGGCGCUGGACUUCAGCUGGCCGUUUGGUGACGCCAUGUGUAAGAUCAUCCUGUCGGUGACCGUGAUGAACAUGUACGCGAGCGUCUUCUUCCUGACCGCGAUGAGCAUCACGCGGUACUGGUCAGUGGCUUCCGCUCUGAAGGACCGCAGCAGACAGAGCAGCUGCUCCAUCAGGUGGGUCAGCGUCGUCCUGUGGUCCCUGGCCACCGUGGCCACCGCGCCAACAUCCAUCUUCUCCACAGUCACGAACGUGGCCGGCGAAAAACUUUGUUUAUUGCGGUUCCCCGAGGGACAGUAUUGGUUGGCAGUCUAUCAUCUCCAGAAAAUACUAAUCGCUUUUAUUUUGCCGAUGGCGAUAGUCUCGAUCAGUUACCUACUGCUGUUGAGGCUCAUCCGUCAGCGGAGCAUGAAGAACAGCUCAAAACGAAGAACGCAAGUCACAAAGUCCGUCACCAUCGUGGUCUUGUCGUUCUUCCUCUGCUGGAUGCCCAAUCAUGCCAUCACUUUUUGGGGCGUGCUGGUGAAAUUCAAUGCUGUGUACUGGGAUAAGUCGUACUAUAUCGUUCACACAUAUGUGUUUCCUGUGACUGUGUGCCUGGCGCACGCGAACAGCUGUUUAAACCCACUUAUUUACUGUCUUAUGCGCAGAGAGUUCAGGAAAAAACUGAAGGACCUGUUUCUCCGAGUCUGACAAACAGGUGCAUGUGCAUGCGACUCUGUCCAUUGGAACAAAUGGUAUUUCCUUCUUUAAAGGGUUAUUUAUUUCAAAUUUCGCUUUCAGACAUAUUUACCCAACCUCUUGUUUUUCCAAGUCUGCAUGAGUUUAUUACCUCAGUGGAGCUCAAAAUGGAUGUCAGUUCACAGGUUUGGGACAACAUGAGGGCAAUUUGGAAGAUUUGCAAAGACACAUCUGCUGCUGUUUACCGUCACACUCACACAGGAGCCUUUUAAUGGACAUCCGGCACAGAAGUGAUGCUCUCGAUGAUGUUCUGGUGAUUAUGAUAUGUCACACUCCCGUGUUUAGUCUGUGGAGGUCAACGGAUUGUGAGGAACAGUAUGGGCACCAGUGAAUCUUUUUUUGGACACAAAUAUUUUCCUACCAAAGACCAAACCAAAAGUAUCCUUUAAAAGCAAAACAGUAGGCACUAUUAUUUCUCCUAUUAUUUGGCUACUCUCAUUUUAUAUGUGUACUUAAAUGUCAUUUGAAUACUGUUUACAUAUUUAGUAAUAGAAACAAAACUAAGGCAUAUGCCUGCAUGUUUCCUGUUUGUGUACACAUUGUGAGUCUAUUCAAAGCAGCCCAUAUGUUUUGACCAGUACCAUUAUUGCUGCUAUAACAAAUUUUCCAUGUACUUUGCCUUUUUCAUGAGCUGUGGUCACAUUUUGUGUUUGGAGGUAUGGAGCUGACUACCGAACCUUAAUACAUGUAUUAAACCACUCUUUGUUUCACCCAGGAUUUGUCUAGAGUGCUGUGUGGAUGCAAAUUUACUGGUUUGCCUAUGGAAGAUCGCCGAUAUUACAAAACUCACUUUGGCCUCCCACAGAGUGUGCUAAUAUAAUAUGAUCCCCCGCUGUUAACAGGAUUUCCUGUGGAGGCACGGUUUCCUAUUACCGAGUGGGUUAGGAGUUAUGUUACGCAAGUCACUUCCUAAUGCACAACAUCAAAUCAAUAUAUCACCAUUACAAUCUAGAUAAGAAUUUCAUCAUAUUGAAAUUUAAUUAGUCCCUUUGGAUGUGUAUAUUCCACUCACAACAUGUCAGUAUAUUGCUCUCUGCACCAGAAUGUAUUCAGUAACAAUAUAAACCAAACAGUAGAAGUGAAUGUACUGUGUUGCAUGUAUAAUUGACUUGUAUUUUUGUACAGGUGUUUACUUCUGUUGCAAUUUAUUUUUAUUUUUAAGUCUGGUUGUUAAUAAUUAAAUGAAAGGUGAAAUCCAUUUAAUCAUGUCUGUUUUGUUUUUAUCUUUGUACUGAGACUUCAAA
Molecule: messenger RNA, 2535 nt
Organism: Carassius gibelio (silver crucian carp)
Lineage: Eukaryota; Metazoa; Chordata; Actinopteri; Cypriniformes; Cyprinidae
Product: relaxin-3 receptor 1
Exons: 2
Coding region: 182-1243 (353 amino acids)
Biological process (GO): G protein-coupled receptor signaling pathway; immune response
Cellular component (GO): membrane
Molecular function (GO): G protein-coupled receptor activity
Source: RefSeq, a predicted model, not a curated record